Molecule: messenger RNA, 849 nt
Organism: Penicillium samsonianum
Lineage: Eukaryota; Fungi; Ascomycota; Eurotiomycetes; Eurotiales; Aspergillaceae
Product: alpha/beta hydrolase
Exons: 2
Coding region: 1-849 (282 amino acids)
Molecular function (GO): hydrolase activity, acting on ester bonds
Source: RefSeq, a predicted model, not a curated record
AUGGAAGACCAGUGGACAUUUGAACAGUGGGACUGUCAUGUCCAAUAUAUGGCGAGCUGGCUCGUCGUAAGCAAGCAGGACGAGAAAUAUCUUAUUCAAGGUUUGUGGCCACUGGAGUGGGAAUCGACUGAAGAUCAGCCAAUAGUCAACAAAGCCAACGCAAUGAGUGAGGGUGCCAUUGCGGAUGUAUCAUCAGCCAACACUUUUCAAUCUAUCUAUAGAUAUAUCGUGGAUGGCAAUGCAAUGAUGCGCUCAGCAACAGAUAUCAAUUAUGACUCGCCCAAAAGCCCGGAUGGGAAGCCCAACCCUCAGGAGUAUGGAGGUGCAGAUGCUUUCCUCCAUUUCAUAACAAACACUGUUCACCAUUUUGUGUUUUCGUCAAUAUUUCCUCGCAUAUCAGUCUGCCAGACUGCUCUGUUCGGACACUCCUUUGGGGCCCUUUUCGCUCUCCAUGCGCUCUAUACAGCCCCCGCAAGCUUCGACGCGUAUCUUGCAGCAAGUCCGUCAAUUUGGUGGAACGAUGGAUUCCUGUUACAGGAAGAAGAGCAAUUCUACAACAUGCCAGAACCGCAUCACCAGCCGAGUGUUUGGAUGGCAUAUGGAUCACUUGAGCAGUCUCCCAUACCUCAGAAAAAUCAGUCCUUGGAGGAAUACGAAAAAAGGUUGGCAAUAGUCAAUGAGCGUCUAAUGGGGGACAAUUGCGACCAGAUGUUUGUUCGACUUCUGCAGAGUGGACGGCUACGGUCAGUCGUACGAAGAAAAUAUGAAGAUGAAGACCAUGGCAGUGUCGUUGCUGGGGCACUGAGCGGAGCUAACUUCUAUUUCCUUGACCAAGGAGACGAAGAAUGA